CUCAUUCUAGCAACAUGGCUGCUGACAUUGUGCUGCUUGCUGCUGUUUCUCUGCUGUCUGCCUGCCAGCUAGCGCAUUUUGCCAGUCUGGUGGGAAAAUGUAGAAUAAAACACAAGGUGAUACCUCCUGCUGUCAGUGGACCUCCAGAGUUCGAGAGAACCUUCAGAGCACAACAAAACUGUAUUGAAUUCUAUGGGCUGUUUUUGAUUGACCUUUGGACUGCGGGUUUGUUCUUUAAUCAAGAAAUGGCAUCUCUGUUUGGCUUAUUAUACAUUUAUGGCCGGCAUGUGUACUUUUUUGGCUACUCACAGUCUGCAAGGGGCAGGUUACAUGGAUUUGCUUUCUGCAAGUUGGCAUUGAUACUACUUCUGAUCAUGUCUGCGACUGGAGUCACUAAUGGUCUAUUAGACAAGUACCUCCAUCUGAACCUGCUGAACAAAAUACAUAAUUUGAUAUUAGGAUAAAAGAAAAACACAUAUGGUUAUUAACAUAUUUUUAUCACUUUUUAAAAAAAUUGUAUCAUAUUUUUUACAGUGAGCAAGUGAAAGAUUUAAUUUGGCAUUGUCAUAAACUUAUGUUAGAAAAUGCAGGACAAUGGUGCAACUGCAUUAAUGGGUAGAAAGCAUUACAUAAUAUGC
Nanorana parkeri is the source of this 638-nucleotide messenger RNA. Its product is annotated as microsomal glutathione S-transferase 2-like. Lineage: Eukaryota; Metazoa; Chordata; Amphibia; Anura; Dicroglossidae. The coding region runs from base 15 to 464 and encodes 149 amino acids. Gene Ontology annotation, molecular function: leukotriene-C4 synthase activity; glutathione peroxidase activity; enzyme activator activity. Gene Ontology annotation, biological process: leukotriene biosynthetic process. Gene Ontology annotation, cellular component: membrane; nuclear envelope; endoplasmic reticulum. The record is from RefSeq and is a predicted model, not a curated record. The transcript has 5 exons.